AGCGGCUGCGCCGGGCGCAGCAGGAAGGCGGCGGCUGAGGCGGCUCGGGGGCCUGGACGGCGGCGCGGCCAUGAGCUCGGCCAGGGAGUCCCAGGCGCAGCACGGCCUCAAGCGGGCGGCCUCCCCCGAUGGCUCGAGCAGCUGGGAGGCGGCGGACCUGGGCAACGAGGAGCGCAAGCAGAAGUUCCUGCGGCUCAUGGGAGCGGCCAAGAAAGAACAUACUGGCCGCCUUGUUAUUGGAGACCACAGAUCAACCUCUCACUUCAGGACAGGGGAAGAAGACAAGAAAAUGAAUGAAGAACUAGAGUCUCAGUACCAGCAAAGCAUGGACAGCACGAUGUCUGGGCGGAACCGGCGCCACUGCGGACUCGGUUUCAAUGAGUUUCAGGAUGGUGAUGAACAAGAAGAAGGAGUUGGAGACUCCUCUGACCAUGAGAGUUCAGAGGAUUCUGAAAGUGGCUCWGAGUCUGAGCAAGAGGAAUCUGCAGAAGAGCUACACACUGCUCAGAAACAUGAGGAAGCUGAGGUUCCAGAAAACAAAAAAGAAGCAAAAAGCAAUUACAAAAUGAUGUUUGUUAAAGCCAGUGGUUCAUAACUGCAGAUGUAACAGCUUUGUAUUGAAAGUACAGUAAGCCUUAUGGUUACAGUGCAAAGUGGAGGACUGCUACAGCACAAAUCUUUGUAUUAUGAUUUUAAGAAGACCCCGUUAGAUGACAAUAAGUAGUAUUUGCUUUCAGUUGCCAUGGAUAACGUUUUUAUGGGCACAGUGGUAUUCCUGUUUUUGUAAAGUGUAUAAAGUACUGGAUGAAGAAAUAAAUUCUUUUUGUUUCUGCCCUAUCUCUGAUGUUAUCUAAACAGUCUCUACCCUUGUUCCACGUCAGAUCUUGUUAGUGGUUUCUUUUAAGGAAUAGCCUAGUCUUGAAAUUUAAAUAUAAUWUUACAUGUUAAGUACUGGAUGUUUACUGUUGAUGAUUGGAUGAUUAGUUAUAAACCAAUAUCACUCUAUUCUGUGUUGUACUGUAGUUUUAAGCAGUGAUUCUGUUUCUAGCUGCUCAUCUUGACAGGGUUAACAACAGCAAUCACUCAGCUGGUGAUGAUAUUGCUGUGUUCAUCUGAAGACCUAUAGCAGUUGUAGGGUAAGGUUUUAGGAGAUUUUAGAAAUACGUUAAUACAGCAAAAGACACUAGUUGCUGCUUCGAGUUYGUUGAAGUACUAACAAGGAACUGUACAUUGAGCAUAAGCUGUAGCUCUAAAUAUUUCUCACUAGAAAAGAGUCAUUUUCUUCAAAUUACUAGCUUGAAGACUGGCUUGAAGUUUGCCGCGUUAGGUUGAUUUUAAUAAUUCCUCCUGAAAAAAUUAGUUUUCUUGGACAGAAAAAUAUACUUUAAUAAAUAAUCUAGCUUUUUAAAAGUAAGAUAGAAUUAAGUAUGUAAGUCCUCCUUUC
Nothoprocta perdicaria is the source of this 1444-nucleotide messenger RNA. It is a transcript of the gene CUNH11orf58, whose product is annotated as chromosome unknown C11orf58 homolog. The record is from RefSeq and is a predicted model, not a curated record. The transcript is spliced from 5 exons. The coding region runs from base 71 to 595 and encodes 174 amino acids. NCBI's taxonomy places the organism in Eukaryota, Metazoa, Chordata, Aves, Tinamiformes, Tinamidae.